AUGGUCAACAACAUAGACAUGUUCUUAGGAAGACCGAGAUUCAUCUUACAACACCUCGGUAUAUGGUUACCGCCUGAAAAAUAUAUUUAUCUCCGUAACCUCUAUAAAUUUUUAGUUAUGUUGACACAGUAUUCCUUUAUUUUCUUCGAGUUUAUUUAUAUAGCAGUCGUCUGGGGCGAUUUUGAUGAAGUCUCCGAGGCUUCAUAUUUACUAUUCACCCAAGCGUCAGUUUGUUAUAAGACAACGGUGUUUAUGAUGAAUAAGGAUAAUUUAAAAGAACUCUUGCGGUUUAUGGAAGUGGAGAUGUUUGCACCGCAAUCUUCUGCUCAUCAAAAGUAA
Leptosia nina is the source of this 339-nucleotide messenger RNA. NCBI's taxonomy places the organism in Eukaryota, Metazoa, Arthropoda, Insecta, Lepidoptera, Pieridae. The record is from the annotation of a GenBank genome assembly.